This is a messenger RNA of Blumeria graminis f. sp. triticale, 714 nucleotides long. The record is from the annotation of a GenBank genome assembly. NCBI's taxonomy places the organism in Eukaryota, Fungi, Ascomycota, Leotiomycetes, Helotiales, Erysiphaceae.
AUGUUCUCUUCGUCAUUGCGGAAAAGGAAAGAUUGGACAGAAAUUUCAACCGAACUACUGUCUCAAUCCAAUCCUAUAUGGAAAGAAAUCACCUCCGAGACAUACGACCUAGCCAUCCCUAUUAAUACAGCUACUAAUAACAACCCAACUGAUUACAUUCGCCUCAUUAUACUAUCGCCUGCAGAUACAAAUAAGUCUCUGGAUACACAGGACCGUGUUGAAAACUUAUAUCAUAAAUGGGGAGGCAAAAAUGUGGGGGUCUUAUUCCUUCUUAACGGGUCAAAUCAAGAGAAUGGAUCAAUAGCGAUGAUGAGUCUCCAGGCCAGGCAGGUAAAAACCUUGGAAUCACCAAGAGGACUAACUAAGUUUAUAACAAGUUUUUUCUACAACGUUGAUAUACCAAUUCUACCUCUUUUUGAUGUUAAAAGUUUGCAAUCUACGCUAUCUAGUUUUCUACAACAUAUUGAACAUCCGUUGAAACCCAUUAAGGGAGAUACAUCAGCUAUAACUCUUCUUCCAUAUUGUUCAACAAACCCUCCAAUGCAAGAGCAUGCUAGGAACAUUAUUAGUGACAUCUGUGCAAAUAUUCACGAGUUUGGAAUUUUGAUGUCCACGGAUCAGAGGCAUCAGAUACUUGGUAAUUUGUUAUCAGAUUAUCCUCGAACUCUUCAAGAAAUAAUUGACUUCUGGCAAGAGGAAAAUUUCACGGAAUAA